GCUAGGGCUGUCCUGAUUCAACCACGACUCCACACCGCUGUUGGUUCACUGAGAACUCUGUGAGCGAGCUAGAGAGGGAGAGGGAGAAAUGUAACUUUGGAGAGAGGGAUUUAUUUUUUUCUUAAUUUGAAACUCCCCCUCCCCUUUCCCUCCUCGUUUCUCUGUGUGUCUAUAUUAGUGCUUUUUUCUCGUUCUCCGUACAUCUGAGAGGGUGGUCAGUAAACCUUUCAGGCAGCUAGCGAGAGAGAGAGAGAGAGAGAGAGAGAGAGAGAGAGAGAGAGAGAGAGAGAGAGAGAGAGAGAGAGAGAGAGAGAGAGAGAGAGAGAGAGAGAGGAGCAGAGUAAGAGUAAAACAGAGCAGAGCAGAAAAAGGACAGAGGACAGACAAGAGAUGGGAAGUGCAUGGUGAUGUGUGACUGAUUACCCAGCCCAGAGCAGUGCCCCCUCCUCCAGCAGCUCUACUGGGUCAGUACCCUGGGACAGCACCUGCUUCCCUGACAGACAUACACACGCUCAGGACCUGCAUCUGUGUGAGAGCCCAGCCGCUUCUCCAAACAUAAAGAGACUCCCACAUCCCCAGAGAAGACAACCUUCCAUUGACAGGAGCUGUCCUAGAAGCGGCUGUAGCAGAGUGAUCCAGUAGCAGGUCAGAGGUCACCAUGGCGGGGCGGGGGACCCGUUACCUCCUCCUGCUUCUGGGGGUCGUGUCUCUGGCCCAGGCCUCCAUCUUUCUGUCCAGCCAGCGCCUCAAGGCCCGCUUCCAGAGGGACCGCCGCAACAUCCGGCCCAACAUCAUCCUCAUUCUCACCGACGACCAGGACAUGGAGCUCGGCUCCAUGCAGGCUAUGAAUAAGACCCGACGUAUCAUGGAGCAGGGCGGGACUCACUUCUCCAAUGCCUUUGUGACCACGCCCAUGUGCUGUCCUUCACGCUCCUCCAUGCUGACGGGGAAGUACGUUCACAACCACAACACCUACACCAACAACGAAAACUGCUCCUCCCCCUCCUGGCAGGCCCAGCACGAGACUAGGACCUUCGGAGUGUACCUCAACAACACGGGCUACAGGACAGGCUUCUUUGGGAAGUACCUGAAUGAGUACAACGGUUCCUAUAUUCCUCCUGGAUGGAGGGAGUGGGUGGGGCUGGUCAAGAACUCCCGCUUCUACAACUACACCCUGUGCAGGAACGGAGUCAGAGAGAAACACGGCUGCGAGUACCCUAAGGACUACUUUACGGAUCUCAUCACAGAGGACAGCAUCAACUACUUCCGUUCCUCUAAGAGGAUAUACCCCCACCGGCCAGUGAUGAUGGUGAUGAGCCACGCUGCCCCACACGGGCCGGAAGACUCCGCACCGCAAUACAGCACUGCCUUCCCCAACGCAUCCCAGCACAUCACUCCCAGCUACAACUAUGCUCCGAACCCGGACAAGCACUGGAUCAUGCGUUACACUGGGGCUAUGAAGCCCAUCCACAUGGAGUUCACCAACAUGCUACAGAGGAAGAGGCUGCAGACCCUGCUCUCUGUGGAUGACAGCGUGGAGAAGGUGUAUAACAUGUUGGCUGAGACUGGAGAACUGGACAACACAUAUAUCAUCUACACAGCUGACCAUGGCUACCACGUGGGCCAGUUUGGACUGGUCAAGGGCAAGUCUAUGCCCUAUGAGUUUGACAUCCGAGUUCCCUUCUACAUCCGAGGGCCCAACGUGGAGGCAGGAGCCAUCAACCCUCACAUGGUGCUGAACAUUGACCUGGCACCCACCAUCCUGGACAUCGCUGGCAUGGACGUCCCUCCUGACAUGGACGGCAAGUCCAUCCUCAAGCUGCUGGACAUAGAGAGACCAGUCAACAGGUUCCAGGUGAACAAGAAGGGGAAGGUGUGGCGAGACUCAUUCCUGGUGGAGAGAGGGAAGCUGCUUCACAUACGUGAUGCGCCUCCAGGGAAGGAUGUGGCCCAGGAGGAGAACUUCCUGCCUAAGUACCAGCGGGUCAAGGACUUGUGUCAGAGAGCAGAGUACCAGACACCCUGCCAACAGCUGGGACAGAAGUGGCAGUGUUUGGAGGAUGCCACAGGGAAGCUGAGGCUGUAUAAGUGCAAGGGCAUGGCCAGCAUGUCGGCAGCCCGGAAGGAUGGCCCUGCCAACAUCAAGUCCAAGUACUACCCCCAGCACAAGGCGGAGCGCAACACAGAGCAUGAUGGCUGUAACUGUGACCAGCACCCCAGCUUCAGACUCAGCGCCUUGAAGAAGAAGAAGUUGCUCUCCAAGAAGAAGAUGAAAGCCAUCAAGAGCUACGCCCGUAACCGUUACACCCGCUCUGUGGAGAUGGAGAUAGGAGGGGACCUGUAUGCUGUAGACUUGGAGGAUGGAUACCAGCCUGUACCGGCCCCCAGGAACCUCAGCCAGGCUGGGGCCAGGACCCCACGCGACGACACUGAGGACGAUUUCAGUGGCAUGGGGGUUACUGUCACCGUCACCCCCAGGACUAGCAGCAACAGUCUAGCUAUUGUAUCUUCUGGAAUCAAAGUCACACACAGGUCAGGGAGUGUGUGGAUGUUCAAUGUGGAUGGGUGCUCUAUUCUGGCCAAUGACACAGUGAAGUGUGAUACAGGGAUCUAUAAGUCCCUGCAGGCCUGGAAGGACCACAAACUCCACAUCGAUCACGAGAUUGAGACCCUGCAAACAAAGAUCAAGAACCUAAGAGAGGUUAGGGGUCACCUGAAGAAAGCCCGCCCAGAGGAGUGUGACUGCAACCACUACAUCUACAAGUCUAAGUAUAAGAGUAAGCUCAGGCACAAAGGAGGCAGCAUUCACCCAUUCAGGAAGGGUCAGGAUAAGAAGGCGUGGUUACUGAAAGAGCAGAAGAGGAGGAAGAAGAUGCGGAAGCUGCUGAAACGUCUGAGGAACAACGACACCUGUAGCAUGCCUGGUCUCACCUGCUUCACCCACGACAACCAGCACUGGCAGACCGCCCCCUUCUGGACAAUGGGUCCGUUCUGUGCCUGCACCAGUGCCAACAACAACACCUACUGGUGUCUGAGGACCAUCAACGAGACACACAACUUCCUCUUCUGCGAGUUUGCUACUGGCUUCCUGGAGUACUUUGACCUCAACACGGAUCCCUACCAGCUGAUGAAUGCUGUGAACACGCUGGACCGAACCGUCUUAAACCAGCUCCACGUUCAACUCAUGGAGCUCCGCAGCUGCAAGGGCCACAAGCAGUGCAACCCCCGUACCCGCAACCUGGAGCUGGGAGGCAGAGAACGAAGCAGCUUUGAUGAAUACAGGCAGUUUCAACGCAGAAAGUGGCCAAAAGUGAAGAAGCCCACCUCCAAAUCACUAGGACAGAUCUGGGAAGGCUGGGAGGGAUAGGGUCCAUGAGGCCAGAGUGGCCCCACCCGAAGUGCCCACUGUGGGGGGAACGGGAAUGGACUGGUCAGAACUUGAACCCUUGUACAGACUUGACGAGCACGCCUACGAUCUCAAACUCAACUUCAACGUCAGCCUGGAGGACUGGGACAACUUUUGCGGAACCGUGGACAGGAUGUUCACGUUGCUCGGCAACUUCAACCACCAGCCGAACGGGCCCCGCAGCAACGUAAUUCCCGGGGAGGGAAGAGGAGGAAGAGACCACGCCCUGGUGUCAUCAACGGACCAAUCAACCUCAGCCAUCUACCUGACCACCCUGGCCACCCCUGCUCUCCUGCUGAGAGAGGCUGGGGCCGAGGUCCUGAGGGAGGCACUGGGGCUGAAUGGAGGGCCGCACCGCUCUCCCUCUCCCUCCUCCUCUUCCUCUUCCUCUCCCCUAGUUCCAGCUGAGGAGGGCAGCUCAGACUGGAACCGUGCCCCACCUCUUCUCAACCAGCUCCCUCUGCAUGAGAAGGAAGAGGAUGAGGAGAGCAGGGAGAGAGGUGAUGAAGAGGAGAAGGAGUUGUUGAGGAGGCGGUCGUCCCGGUGGAGACUGAACCAUGCUCACUGUGACUGCAGUGACUUUGUUCAGGAGGCUGAGAAUGGGUUGCCUGUAUGACUGCUUGUAAGACCCCUCUCUCUCUGUCUCUCCUCCUCACCUGAGAUUUUAGGGACACUGAACCAGCAGAAUGCCACCUCUGGCCUGUCCCCCACCCUGACCUCUCAUCCCCUUCCUCCUUAUGCCACAGCAGCACCUCCAGGCUGAUAACGGGAUGAGCCUGUCCCUUUAAUCCAGACUGUGGCCCUCCAGUGCUCCAGUCAUAACCCAGGCCAGCAGACUGCCCCCUGCUGGCCCCUUCCUGUAAUACACCACCACACAACAGACUUCACAAGGAGAUCCUCUAGGCUCGAACGCAGCAGCAGUACAUGAUUCUUUUCCUAAUGCAGGACUUUGCUUUGGUUUUUGUUUGUGGGGCAGGGAACGAAUGGGAGAGGAAAGGAAACUUGAUAGAUUUUUGAUAUUCAUUGGAAUCUUUGAAAAAUAUUUUGUAUUGUGGCCAUGUGUACUUUACUUUUAGGUUUUUACUACUAGCUAUAUUCAUUGGCGGUGAUUCCAUCCCACUGUGCAGCUUCAGUGUAUGUGGCACAUUGAUUUCAUGUUUUUUACCCGUGUGUUACUAAUCAACAUUUAAAAACCCUUAAUUCUAUUAAAUGCAGAUGAUCAAUUAUGAGAUUGCAGCGAUGCGCGCGCACACACACACACGCACACACUUUCAGGCACAGUGCAACCUGCCUUUGAGAAUGGCGGCAAACAUGCAUGAGUGGUGGUUAGGGCUAAAGUGCAGGUAGGAACUGGGAGAGAGCCGUCGAAGUGCCAUCUCUUUUCAGUUUAAUUACGUUUCUAAUGAAAAACAAGAGACUUGAUAUUUAUGUGAUUCAAAUAUUUUUGGGGAACUCAUUCUCUUUUGUUCUUUUUUCAAUUUCAAAAUGAGUGUUUGACAUCCAGAUGUUGAACAGAAUAAGAGUUUUUACUAAUCAGAUUUCUACAGCUUGGCCUAAAUAAAGCUUGGUAUCCAUGGCAUUACCUGUUAUAAAAAAAACAGUCCAAUCAGAGAACAUGCAUUUGAAGACAGUCAUGUGAUGUGAAUCUAACUUGUCCAGUCUCUUUGGUUAAUCUGGGAGUCUUUUUUAUGAAGUCAUCCGUCCAAUACUUCAUUGACAUCAUCAAAGGCCUUAGAGAAAGGAAGUGCGCUUGUUUUGCAAUCCGGUUUGUCCCAGAGGUGGGCGGGACAUAGGUUAGGCAACCCGCUCAGACCUCACAGCAAACCUGGCAGUUUAUGUUAUCUAAUACCACGUAUGGAAACCUAGGACAUGCUGGUUUGUAAAACAAGCGCACCCAGUCAUGAUCAGCCGUAACUUCAUGGUCUGAAGACUGUGUACAUGUUUCCCUUAUCAUGUAUUCUCUGUAGAAAUUAAAAUAAAUGGAAAAAUAAAUGUAUUUAACGAAGGUUGCAUUCUUUAUAACAAUAUACGGCUGUUACUAGUCCUUUUGUUUUUCGCUAUACAUGGUGCUAUUGCGGUCUUAACGUAUAUAUACAAUUGCUGCAUGUAUUUGAAUGUAUGUUUUUUGCAAUUAAUGUAAAUGUUUAAAUAUAUUUUAUAAUACACAGAAAACUAAAGGUUUAAUUAUCUAUCAGACACUGCCCUCUCUACUAUCUGUUCACUGUUGUUUCACACCUGUAAGUAUAGUCUUCUGAUAUAAAGAUCCCCCCCCCCUAAUUUACCUGGAAACUGAACCUCCCCCCAGUAAUGUUGUACCAUAUUGUAUGAUGUAAAACAAGUCCCUUCUCCACCUGGAAAAAAAGAAGCAACACAACUUUUUAUUAGCACUUUGAAAGGGGCUACUGUAUGUGAAAGAAGGUUUUAUCAUAACAAUGCCUUGUACAGUUAAAUAGAUUUAUCAUACAUAUAUUUUUGUUUCCUUCGGUUUACCAGUGAACAGUUGAUAGCGGUAACUAGUUUGUGAAUAAAGUGUUGAAUGCCAAGGUUUCCUCUUCA
Molecule: messenger RNA, 5962 nt
Organism: Oncorhynchus gorbuscha (pink salmon)
Lineage: Eukaryota; Metazoa; Chordata; Actinopteri; Salmoniformes; Salmonidae
Gene: sulf2b
Product: sulfatase 2b
Exons: 22
Coding region: 659-3367 (902 amino acids)
Cellular component (GO): Golgi apparatus; plasma membrane; cell surface
Molecular function (GO): N-acetylglucosamine-6-sulfatase activity; calcium ion binding; glycosaminoglycan binding
Source: RefSeq, a predicted model, not a curated record